CGAAAAUCUUGGCGAAUUCCCAGAAAAUGCGGAUUGAGGGCCCCGAUCACUGUCGACACUCUCGCAAGGCUUUCAACCACCAACCUUCAAUUCCCUGGGACAACUACAGAUUGCGAAUCACUGGACAAUCCUCAAGUCGCAAUCAUGUCUCAACCUGCCCUCAACAAGAUUGCCCACAAUAGCCCUUCGAGGCAACAUCCUUCUGAGCUGGAAACCAGCAUCGCAACCGCUCUCUAUGAACUCGAAACCAACAUCCCCGAUCUCAAGGUCGCCUUGAGACCGCUCCAAUUUGUGUCUGCUCGCGAGCUCGAAGUCGGCCACGGCAAGCGCGCCGUCGUCAUCUUCGUGCCCGUGCCCCUGCUUCCAGGCUUCCACAAGGUCCAACAACGCCUGACCCGCGAACUCGAGAAGAAAUUCUCCGACCGUCACGUCUUGAUCCUUGCCUCGCGCCGCAUCCUUCCCCGUCCCAAGCGCUCCAACCGCUCCCGCACCAGCCAGACCCAGAAGCGUCCGCGAAGCCGUACUCUGACUGCUGUCCACGAUGCCAUUCUUGCUGAUGUGGUCUAUCCCGUUGAGAUUGUGGGCAAGAGAUUGAGGACCAAGGAGGACGGAAGCAAGGUGUUGAAGGUCGUUCUGGAUGAGAAGGAGCGGGGCGGUGUGGAUUACAGACUCGACACUUACUCCGAGGUGUACCGAAAGUUGACUGGACGAGUCUGCGGCUUCGAAUUCCCCAUGAGCAGCUCCACCGACUUCUAGAUGACAAGCGGGACGACAAGAUGAGCAGAAUGCAUAAGGACAGGCUGGGUGGGGUGGCUAAGAUGCAGGAGAGACCGGAAUGCACAGAUGCAUUCGGGCCGGAGGACAGUCAGUCUAUUUCAUCCCUCCCUGCGAGGUCUCGGUGUAUGGAGGGAACGGGUUUCUGUGGUAUGCUACAGGGAACAUAGUGCUUGGAUCGAGCCAAACACGGACUGCCAUUCAGUUGAGGGUUGUAACCCGCAGCAAAAAUGCCCAGCAGAUAUCUUUCGAGCGAGGAAUAGAAGACAAAAACAUGUGUUCAAAUUGCCCAUGUGGCCUUUUCGUUGAAUUUUUUGUACAGGAUUACUGCUACAUGAAUUCUCCUC
Molecule: messenger RNA, 1121 nt
Organism: Cladophialophora immunda
Lineage: Eukaryota; Fungi; Ascomycota; Eurotiomycetes; Chaetothyriales; Herpotrichiellaceae
Product: 40S ribosomal protein S7
Exons: 2
Coding region: 145-756 (203 amino acids)
Biological process (GO): rRNA processing; ribosomal small subunit biogenesis; translation
Cellular component (GO): 90S preribosome; small-subunit processome; ribosome
Molecular function (GO): structural constituent of ribosome
Source: RefSeq, a predicted model, not a curated record